UUCAUAUUUAGCCGUAAUUUUCAUAUGAAAAGCCAUUGAUUGACAUAAGGUAUUUCGCUCAUAGAAGCCAAAGCAGUUGUAGGCAAACAGUGCGGCUAGUUUUAAAUCCAGAGAAUCUGAACAUAAUUUAAAAUAAUAUUUAUCUUUUUAAUUUUGAUUUUAAAGCAUAUUCACAAAUAUAAAAAAAAAUUAAUAUUUACUAUAUAUUUUAUUGUUAAAACAUGGCGGACGUAACGGAGUUGCGUAUGAAUGUGACAGCUUUAAAAAGAGUGGACCCGUACGCAAAAGAUAUUAUAGAAACUGCUCGCCAUGUAGCAUUCUAUUCAUUUAAUUCCGAAGAGAAUGAAUGGGAAAGAACUAAUAUCGAAGGGGCGUUGUUUAUUUAUUCGAGAAACGGUGAGCCCUAUCACGGCAUAUUGAUAAUCAACCGACUCAAUACAAGUAAUUUAGUCGAGCCGGUCGUCAAAGGAUUGGAUUUACAAUUACAGGAACCGUUCUUACUCUAUAGGAAUUCUAAUAAUUGUAUUCGCGGCUUCUGGUUUUAUGACAGAGAAGAUUGUGUAAAAGUCGCUCAACUUUUGUCUAGAUUAAUUGAGGAUUUGCAAAAGCAAUCCAUUGUUCCUACAGAAAACAUGAUCUCCAAUGGUGGGGCGAUGGGUGAGAAUUCUGAUAUAUUUACUAUGUUAAGCCGAGCUCAAGAGGAUUAUCACAAUCAGAAGAAACAACCACCUACCACUCAAGAAAUUUCUGGAGCACCCAAAACAGAUUUAACAUCACAGAGUGUGAUGGACUUCUUUGCAAAGGCUACCACAUCCAGUCAAAAUACUUUACCUUUAUUUGCUCCACGAAAAGCGGAGCCUUUAAAUGCUGAUCCGAAUAUAUUGCAAAGGCUUAUGUCAAACCCAGCACACAGUGUGGAGCAUAUUGAAAAACAACAAAGGUGUGUUACACCACAGAACAAUACUGGUUUAAAUACAGUCGAAGCAGGUCGGAGAAAAACAAACAAGGUUGCCGAUAUUGAUAAACAGCAUUCACUGAAUGAGAACAAUUUGAAUUUCAUACGAAUUACAUCUCCGAAUCAAAUUUCAAUGAAGAAUGCAGUUGGUGAAGAAUCCCGGCCAUUAUCAGUACCAUUAAAUAACACAACGAACCAAACACCAGCUCUUAUGCCACCUACAAUGUUUACUUCAAAAACCAGUCAGGAUAAUAAUUAUUCCAAUACUUUAGAGCAAGCAGAUGUUUCUUUACGACCUGAACCUUUGACUAGAAAUCAGCUUUUGCAGGCAGUAUCAUAUCUUUUAAAAACAGACUCUGAUUUUGUGAAUAAGUUACAUGAGGCUUACCUUAAAUCUUUUAAUGAUAUUGUUCAGUGAGUUUCUUUUAUUAACGAAAUUGUUAUGUGAAUUGUUUUGAAUGCUUUAUGUUGAAUGUUUUUUAGUUAAGAAUAUGAUAUUUUAGUAAAGGCUAUGUAUGUUUCGUUGAGA
Messenger RNA from Ctenocephalides felis (cat flea), 1484 nucleotides. RefSeq names its product mRNA-decapping enzyme 1A-like. The record is from RefSeq and is a predicted model, not a curated record. Gene Ontology annotation, molecular function: enzyme activator activity; mRNA binding. The transcript has a single exon. Gene Ontology annotation, biological process: deadenylation-dependent decapping of nuclear-transcribed mRNA; deadenylation-independent decapping of nuclear-transcribed mRNA; positive regulation of catalytic activity. Gene Ontology annotation, cellular component: P-body. The coding region runs from base 222 to 1373 and encodes 383 amino acids. NCBI's taxonomy places the organism in Eukaryota, Metazoa, Arthropoda, Insecta, Siphonaptera, Pulicidae.